Thyridium curvatum is the source of this 915-nucleotide messenger RNA. RefSeq lists its product as uncharacterized. Bases 1 to 915 code for a protein of 304 amino acids. Gene Ontology annotation, cellular component: extracellular region. The record is from RefSeq and is a predicted model, not a curated record. Lineage: Eukaryota; Fungi; Ascomycota; Sordariomycetes; Thyridiales; Thyridiaceae. The transcript has 3 exons.
AUGAAGGCAUCUCUCUUCCUCGUCGCCUCGGGCGCUCUUCUGGCCAUGGCCAAGCCCCUCGAGAAGCGCGUCCUCGAGAUCGAGACGGUCACCGACAUCGUCUAUGUCACUGUCACGGACGGCAUUCCCCUGCCCACCAAGUCCAUCAUCAACGGCGGCCAGCACACCACUGCUGCUCCUCCCCCGCCUCCCCCUCCCCCGCCGAGCACCUCGGCCGCCCCUCCUCCGCCCCCGCCUACUCCGGAGCCCGUCCCUCAGCCCCAGCCUACCCCUGAGGUCAAGCCCGUCGAGAUCCAGCAGGCCCAGUUCGCGCCCGCUCCCUCGCCCCAGCCGGCGCAGCAGGAGCAGCCCAAGCCUCAGCCUGCCGUCCAGGUUGCUGAUGCUGCCUCGCCCACCGACUUCCCCAGCACUGUCCUCUACCACCACAACAUCCACCGUGCCAACCACAGCUGCCCUGCCAUGACCUACAGCGAGGAGCACGCCGGCUACGCUGCUCAGUCUGCCAAGAGCUGCAAGUUUGCCCACGACCUCACUCCCGGUGGUGGUCACUACGGCCAGAACAUUGCCAUGUACGCUGCUACUGGCGAUGUCGAGUCCAAGGGCGCCUCUGCCAUUGUCGCUCAGGCUAUCACCGACAUGUGGUACAACAGCGAGCUCCCGCUGUACCCCGACUCCGGCUACGGCCAGAGCAGCCCCGACAUGAGCAACUUUGAGGGCUGGGGCCACUUCUCCCAGGUCGUCUGGAAGGGCUCCACCUCGGCCGGAUGCGCCGCUCAGUACUGCCCCCCUGGCACCAUGUUUGACGGCAUGGGCGCUUGGUUCACAGUCUGCAACUACUUCCCUGCCGGUAACAUGGGCGGCGCUUAUGGCGACAACGUCCUCCGUCCCCUCGGCAAGUCGACUGUCACCGCGUAA